Molecule: messenger RNA, 4263 nt
Organism: Zophobas morio
Lineage: Eukaryota; Metazoa; Arthropoda; Insecta; Coleoptera; Tenebrionidae
Exons: 12
Coding region: 637-3288 (883 amino acids)
Biological process (GO): regulation of DNA repair; nucleotide-sugar metabolic process; ATP generation from poly-ADP-D-ribose
Cellular component (GO): cytoplasm; nucleus
Molecular function (GO): poly(ADP-ribose) glycohydrolase activity
Source: RefSeq, a predicted model, not a curated record
UAUUUGAAUCUUUCAAAACAUGCGCGUUUGGAGCACCUCGAUGACGAAAUGAGAACAAUACAAAUAUCAAAGCUGCCGCCUUCAGGCGUAGCGCCUGCAAACUAGCACCGCGACGCUACGCUCGCCCAGACAAAUGCUCAACACCGGCUCCAUCGAAGAUACCCAGAACAUCCCUGGCCGGCAAGGCGUCGUAUUUAUAGGGCUGCCAGUUCCACAAUUCCGACCGUUCGGGAAAUAUGACGACGGCAAAGUGUAGUGAAUGUGUAUCACGGUAGAUUUCAUCAGUCAAAACACAUAAUUGUUAGAGAUAUUCGCACAAAAUCAAACAUGAAAAAACGAGUGCAAUUAUAGCGAAAAAAUCAAAUCCGGAUAUGCGGAGGUGCUAUGUGAUGUUUCUAAAAAUACGAGAUUAUUAUUAGUUGGUAUAAUCAUUUGGUAUACAAAACAUAUUGGAGAAGUUUGAGAUAAGAUACAGGUUAUAAAACCGGCUAACUUGGAAUUCGAGUGAGGGAAUUAUGACAUACAACAUUUGCCCAUGAACAAGUUAAGAUUGUUUCUAUGAAUCAUAAUGAUUUAUAUAUACACUUGAAGACGUUUUAAUCAAGAGAUUAAACUAUCACAAUGUGAGCUAACAAAAUGGCUUUAGUGAUGCUACCCUGUGAUUUGCCCUGGUGGGAUUCGGUAAAAAAACACUUAAAACGUAUGUCUAACACCAGGAACACGUUGGAACUGAUAGAAGGGAUGCAAAAAAUCCACGAUAUAUGCAAUGUCAGUUUAGAUCCAGAAGAAGAUACAAACGACCCUGAUAUUUUUGUAGGCCUUUUAAAUUUUUUAGAUAACGAUCUUACUAGCGAGGAACGGAGUAAUUUUUUAAAUAAAACUUUACAAAACUUAAUAAUACGCGCCUUGAAAUUAAAAGAAUGUAAACCUAAAAAUGGUUUACACUUCAGCUUACAGCAGCAAUCUGAUAGUACAGAAUUAGAAUACUCAUUCAUAUCAUCGUUAAUUGCCAAUGCUUUCUUUUCAACUUUCCCAAAAAGGUCAGAUAAGAGCCAUCCUACGUUACAAAAUUUCAAUUUCACUCAUUUUUUUAAACAUUUACAUCAGAAUGUACAAAAAUCAAAACUUAAAAGCAUUUUGUAUUAUUUCGACUGGUUGGAGAAUAAUGAGAACACCCAAGGGUGCCUUAAAAUUUCACGACAGGUGAUGACUAGUAAAGAAUGGUUAACGAUCGAAGACUGGUUAGAAUGUAGUUUACCCUUGUGUCCCUUGCAGAUAAAACACGAGGGCAAAUUAGAACGAGCAGAAACGGAUUCAUUACAAAUUUGCUUUGCUAGCUCUAAAAUUGGUGGAAACGUUCUAAGUGAUGGAAAUACUCAGGAAUGUAUUAAUUUAGUUACUUAUCCAGAAUUAUUAACAGUCUUACUAAAUAUAGAAGCUUUAGAAGAUAACGAGGUGCUAACAAUAGAGCGCGUUAGGCAUAUUUCGCGAAUAGUCGAUCCAAAAAACCGGGCUUGUUUAGAAAAACUGGAAGUUCCUCAGGAGAUGACAAUCUGCUGUAUAGACGCUGACGAUUAUAAAAAAAUGCCCAUAGGGCAGUACGAGGAAGAUAAUAUUUUGAGGGAACUCAACAAGUGUCUUCUAGCCUUUCAACAAAAGCAAUUUCGAAACAACGAAAACGUGCCACCUUUACAAAGCAGCAGACAGAGACGACUGUCUCCUAUUGGUGAAUCGAUAGGCUCCACACAGUCAGAUCCUACAAUUCCAUUGAUAACCCAGCAAUCUUGUAGCACAAACAGAAGUGCUUCUCCGCCUUCCAUAUGUGAUAAUAACAACGUAUCUAACAAAUUACGUGUUCAAUUAGAAGCAGAACGAAACUUACAAAAGAAGGGUCAAGCCACUAAUGAAACCCUCAUCAACAAUAGGCGAGGAAGGUUCAUUGUCUUGGGAUCCUCGGGAGAGUGUCUUCCAGUAACUAGAAAACCAAUGGACUCUCCUCAAAGUAUUUACUCAAGUUGUGAAUCAAGCGAGGAAGAGUUUGUCAGUGCCAAAACUAGUUUAGAUGACGGUAGCGAAGACGAAAAUUUCCACAAACGUUACAGUAUAGAUUUAGAAACUCCAGAAAGGCGGCACACCUUUGCUCAACGUCUUAGAGAUGCUUUAAGGAGAGAGGUUUCAGACAGUUUUACCAGCUCUGGUGAAUCUAGUUACGCUGUGGGAAUUUCUGUUGCCGGUUCCGAUGUUCAAGAUCGCCAAAUCAAAGUACGACGCGGCGGCUCUACUGGUUUUGCGUUACGAGAAGAUUCAUUAGAUGAAAAUUUCCUUCAGGAUUCUUUACAACAAGAAAGACUGUGGAUAGAUAAAUUCAAGAGCAAACAAUCCGCACUAAGCAGAAAAGAAUCAAAUAAAUCCUCUGAAUAUAGUUUCAGCACAGAGUACAGUUCCGAGUUGGAAGAGGUUUACGAACAAUUUUCUAGAUGGUUGCAGAACCCCAUUUUGGAGACCGACAAAGGGACGAAGAAAGAACUAGAAGGAAGAGAAUUAGCAGUAGUGCAGUUUGCCGGCUCAUUACUCAAACGUACUUUAAGUGAAUCGUUCGCUGGAGUUCCUGUACCAUUAGCCGAAAGUGCCGAUUCAUCACGUAAUCCAGAAGAUUACAACACAAAUAAGAAAAGUAAAUUGGUUCUAAGUGCCAAGUCAUUGAGUUUGGAAUUAGCAAGACAGAAACAUAAAUUAGCGGCUCAACUAAGUGAAAAUAAAGAGCCGCUAGGUGAAAACAAAUCUAACGUAUCGUUAACAAGCGACAUAGAAACUAGUGAGCCUUGUAGUGUUUUGAAAGAUCACAAUUUAGCAGCUAAAAAAAAGGCUUGGUUUAUAUCUUGUGUUAGUGAAGCUAUCAUCCAAACAUUAGAAGAUGUUUCUUUUAGUGUUAAUAUACCCGAAGAAGAAAAGAUAUCCGAGAUUACGCGAAAACAAUCCAACGGUCUCAAAUCGGUUUCUACAGGCAACUGGGGUUGCGGAUCUUCCAAGUGUGGGGAUGUACAGCUAAAAGUGAUCAUCCAGUGGUUGGCGGCAAGCGUCGCUGGCAUUCCCUCACUUAGAUAUUACACUUACGGUCAUCCAAAACUAGCAAAAUUGGAUACAGUCUGUAGAAUACUCGUCGAUAGAAAAUGGACUGUCAAGGAUCUUGCUCAAGCUACUUUAAGGUACUCAAAUCAAGUGCUACAUGGACGAGAAGAUGGUGGGACUCUGUUCGAGGAACUAAUCGGUUUAGAGAGAGCUACGUAAAUUAAGAAAAAUUAAUUCGAAACUCAAAGAAUGCCUGUCUAGUCAUUGUUGCAUCUAGGUAAACCGUUCGUUCGGAUUUAAUUGUGCAGCGAAUAUUUACAAUUGAAAAAUUUCUCGAUUCAUUUAUGAUUAAAUUAGAAGUUUGUAAUUAAAAAGAGAACUCUUAAUUUUUGGUAUUAAAAGUCAACUGCACGUUGUAAUAGAGCGAACGGUUUGUACAAUGCGAAGCUGUAAAUACGUUAAUGGGAAGUUAGAAAAUUUAAACAAUUUUUAAGUAGAUAUUAAGUAUUUUUUCACAUAUACACUGAAAAAAGAAAGUAAACUUCCCUUUUUAGAGUUACUUUCUGUACUAUUUUGUUGAUUUUUGUGCACUCAGCAAAUUAAAAAUGUACAAAAAGUUUAUAUUUUAUGAACGAGUGCUACUUGUGCUACAAAAUGAUUAUAUUUUAGGUCUACAUACUAUAUUACAUGCAGAGCGAUUUUUGGAUGAUUUAAUGUCAUUCAAAGGAUGUCGAAAACUGGCGCCAAACAUGGUGUUCCAUUUUUGAUUAAGUUUAUGAGUUUUAUAUUACGUAUUACGUUUCCAAAUUAUCUAAAACUUUUAAUACUGUGAUAGCUUCAUCCAAAUCUCUCUGUAUCAAUUCUAUACUGCCCUCAUAAUGUGAAAAAGCUAAGGAUAGUAGUAGCAGCUGAUCAAAUAUUGAACGAGCACAUUCAAGUGAUCACAUUUUGUAUGCAUGUUUCAAAUUAUAAAAACACUAGUAUACCUUGUAGAAACUUCUUGACAAAUUUAUGAUGGCAGUAUACAUCAACUUAAAAAAAGCAGUCUUCCCAACUUUUGAUACAAACAUCAAUGCCUUUUAUAUGCUACUUUUUGAUAUAAACUGCUGCAAAAAUGUACAAUAAAAGACAAUUUAUAAUAAUGAAGGAUUGUUUAAUAGAAACUUUAAAUACAGAACACAUCAACAUCAAGUA